AAUGAAGGCUGUCACCGGAACCAGAUGUCACCAUGCCUCGAGAGCAGGGCCCGGCUGAUGGGCAGAUUUCCUAUCAGUCCUGCGCGGCUGGUAUCCUGCUGGGCAGAGCGGGAGGAGCCGGAGGCUGGAGCCAUCCCUGCCCAUCCGUCCUGGGCUGCCUGCUCUGUCCUCCUCACGCAGGUGCGGCUGCAGACCCAGACCACAUACCGGGGCAUCUUCGACUGCGUGGUUAAGACUUACCGCCAUGAGUCGCUUCUGGGUUUUUUCAAGGGAAUGAGCUUCCCCAUUGCAAGCAUAGCCGUGGUCAACUCCGUGCUGUUCGGGGUCUACAGCAACACGCUGCUGGCGCUCACAGCGACUUCCCACCAGGAGCGGCGGACCCAGCCUCCCAGCUACGUGCAUGUCUUCCUCGCUGGCUGCACGGGAGGCUUCAUGCAGGUCUACUGCUUGGCCCCUUUUGACCUCAUCAAAGUCCGGCUACAAAACCAGACAGAGCCGAGGGCGCGGCCAGGCAGCCCCCCGCCCCGGUACCGGGGUCCCGUGCACUGCGCAGUCUCCAUCUGCCAGGAGGAGGGGCCCCGGGGCCUCUUCCGGGGAGCCUGGGCCCUGAUGCUGAGGGACACCCCGACAUUGGGCAUCUAUUUUGUCACCUACGAGUGGCUUUGCCGCCAGUCCACACCAGAAGGACAGAGCCCCAGCUCAGCCUCGGUGUUGGUGGCAGGGGGCUUCGCAGGCAUCGUCUCCUGGGCGGUGGCCACCCCCUUGGACGUGAUCAAGUCCCGGAUGCAGAUGGCGGGGCUGAAGCACAGGGUGUACCGGGGGGUGCUGGACUGCAUGGCGAGCAGUGUCCGGCAGGAAGGCCUGGGGGUCUUCUUCCGGGGGCUGACGAUCAACAGCGCCCGCGCCUUUCCUGUCAACGCUGUCACCUUCCUCAGCUACGAGUACCUCCUGCGCUGGUGGGGCUGAGCGUGGCCACGUAGUGUCCCCAGCUCCCCCGCCAGAUCCCCGCCCCACCGCCCAGAUGCGGGGUCACGGGGAGCGCACCCGCUUGCUUCUCCAAUUGGAGAGGCCGGGCCUUUCCUGAUGGGCAGGCAGCGGCGGAGGGCCGGGCCUCGGGCUCCUGGACUCCGGACCCCAGGGCUGGCUUCAGGCUCCCAGCACCACUUGCCUUGGCUCCUGUGCUCCCCAGGGCUGUGAAACACUCUCAGUGGCCCCUGGUGUCGGUGACAUUUGGCCCGACCUGAGACUUCACCCCUCAGAGAGCUCCCAGAACCGGCUCUCCUGGGCGCUAAUGACCCCCUGGAUUCCAGCACCGCAUCCUCACCCAUCCCCCACCUGCUCCCCCAAGCUGGAGAGCAGCCUUCUCUCCCCUGCUGGUCCAGAACCCUUCAGUGGCUCCCUUGGCCUGUGGGGAAAAGCCCCACCUCCUGGGCCCUCUCCUCCCUGGAGGCUUGGGUGGCCCUUGAUCCCUCCUGGCCAGCAGAGGGCAGCACACCCCUUGGCUAAGCCCGCUCCUUGGCCCAGGCAGAGCACUGUCUGCCAGAGUCCUCCCUGACAGGCAAGGGAGUUCCCCGUCGCUCCCCACUGGCUGUGGGGUUUUCGUAUCACCCCCUACCCCCUCCUUUAUUCCCCAACCCUCGCCCUGCCCCCCCCAUCCCUCCCACAUCCCACCACAUGCCUCUAUCACAGCCCCCGGGUUUCUGAUUCGCUGCUCAACUUGGCCCCAUGACACAGGGAGCUCCUAGAGAUCAGGGGUCAGACUUCGGAUCUGUUCCCCCACUCCGGCCACCACACCUGCUUCCUUCAUCCUGACCCCCCAUCUUAGGUUUUGCCUGCAUGGCCCCUCUCGGAGUGGUCCCAGAAGUCAGGAACCACUCCUCCCGGGGUGUCUCCCGUCUCCUCAUUGAUGGCGUUUAUUUUCUUUACUUGUCUCAAUUGCUAAGCGACAAUGACAAGAAAGUUUGCUUGAAUGGCAAUAAAGCUGAGCAGAGUUUGUACCCAC
Messenger RNA from Mustela erminea (ermine), 2002 nucleotides. It is a transcript of the gene SLC25A45, whose product is annotated as solute carrier family 25 member 45. Gene Ontology annotation, cellular component: mitochondrion. Gene Ontology annotation, biological process: transmembrane transport. Gene Ontology annotation, molecular function: transmembrane transporter activity. Lineage: Eukaryota; Metazoa; Chordata; Mammalia; Carnivora; Mustelidae. Bases 25 to 966 code for a protein of 313 amino acids. The transcript has 4 exons. The record is from RefSeq and is a predicted model, not a curated record.